AUGACCAUCUCAAUCAUGAUCGCCGACGACCAAGAGAUGGUCCGAACCGGUCUCCGGCAAAUGAUCGGGGCCGACCCACAGCUCAACGUCGUUGGAACAGCCGACGACGGCCGACAAGCUCUUGACAUGGCCCGGGCCCUCAAACCAGCAGUCUGUCUACUCGACAUCCGCAUGCCGAUCCUUACCGGCCUCGAAGUCACCCGCGAACUCGCAUCCGACCCUGACCCACCGGCCAUCGUGAUCAUCACAACCUACGAUCUCGAGGAAUACCUUUUCGAAUCACUCGAAGCCGGUGCAUCCGGAUUCGUGCUCAAAGGUGCGAGCGCCGCGGUCCUCAACCAGGCGAUCCACUCCGCGGCCGCGGGCGAUGCACUGAUCAGUCCCGGCCUCACCCAUGUACUGAUCAAGACAUACCUCAAGCAGAUGCCGCGAUCAUCACCAAGUCUCACGAUGUUCACCCCACGAGAACAAGAUGUCCUCCGCUCGGUCUGCCGUGGAGCGACCAACGACGAAAUCGCAAGAGCGCUCGAACUUUCCGUGUCGACGGUCAAAGGUCAUCUGACCAGCCUCAUGCACAAAACAACAACGUCGAGCCGGGUCAAGCUCGUCAUCUGGGCCUACCGCAACACCACAAUCACUCCAUAG
Nerophis lumbriciformis (worm pipefish) is the source of this 645-nucleotide messenger RNA. The record is from RefSeq and is a predicted model, not a curated record. NCBI's taxonomy places the organism in Eukaryota, Metazoa, Chordata, Actinopteri, Syngnathiformes, Syngnathidae.